AUGAUCAAUUUAAAAGCUGAGCAAAGAUCUACGUGUGCAGGAUGGUUGCAUACAUUUAUAUCGGAGGUUGAAACAGAAAAUGGAGGUCACAUAUCAUUAAAAGUGAAACCCUUAGAUGGAACUGCGGUUUAUGGAGAUGUGUCCUACACCAUAGAGUGUACAAUAACUGGAACCCAGGCUACAGCAUGGUCGUGGUCAAAGAGCUCAAUCACUAGUACUAGUGGUAACACAGCGAUACUAUCUAGUAGAAGCAAAUACAGCAUAGUAAUAUAUCCAAAUGCUACGGAUUUAACUAUACAUAACAUUGUAGAUGAGGAUGAGCAGGACUAUUUCUGUCAAGCGACAAUAAAUAUUGGUACAGGGUUAAAAUUCCAGACGAAAUCAAGGCUUAUUGUCAAUGGAGGUAUCUUAACUAUUACUAUUUCUCCUGCUAAGGCUGAUGUUCUCCAGGGACAAUCUCAAUUAAUCUCAUGUUUCGUCACCGGGGAACCAGUAGCCUCUGACAUAAAAUGGUAUUUUACAGCAACUGGUUCUGAGCAACUGCAAUUACUAUACACAGGAAAUACAGCCAAGUAUUCUGGCGGUAACACUCAGAACCCUUCUUUAACAAUACUGAACUUCCAAUCUUCUGAUAGUGGUAAAUAUGUCUGUUCUGCUUCAAAUGCUGUUGGAACAAGUACCAGUUCAUAUAGUGUUCUUAGAUCCAUAAGUGACCUAGAUAUAAUUGCGUCGUUGACACAAUAUUCAGCUAUAGUAGGUGAUUCCAAGGUCACUAUGUCGUGUACAAUAAAUGGCGAGCCACCAGCAAUUGGAUGGGACUGGACAAAAACACAAGUUGAUGAAGGCAGCGCUGAAAUAAUAGCUCAGGGGACAAAUAAUGCAAAAAGACAAAUUAUAACAUCUGCAACCAACCCGGAUUUAAAUAUAUUCAGCAUUACAGGAAACGAUGAGGGUAUUUAUAAAUGCGAGCGAACAAUGGUAAAAGACACUUUAUAAGUAACCAUGUCAAUCUUAAAGUU
Molecule: messenger RNA, 1019 nt
Organism: Mytilus trossulus (common blue mussel)
Lineage: Eukaryota; Metazoa; Mollusca; Bivalvia; Mytilida; Mytilidae
Product: hemicentin-1-like
Exons: 5
Coding region: 1-996 (331 amino acids)
Source: RefSeq, a predicted model, not a curated record